AUCACAAAACUCAAUUACAUAAUAUUUAUAUUUAUAUAAAUAUAAUACGAAUUUAAUUUAUACUUUUAUAAUAUCAAUUAGUUUUUUUUUUUAAUAAAAAAGAAAUAUAAAAAAAAAAAAAAAAAAAAUUAAUAUUUAAAGUCUUUUUUUUAUUUUUUGUUCAACUAUUUAUUUAUUUAUUUGUUUGUUUAUUUAUAUAUAAUAGUAAUAAAACAUCAAUAUAGUUAUAGUAAAAAAUAAUAAAACAUGGUGAAAUAUCAUUUUCAAGGUUUAAGCGAUAAAGAAGUUGAAGAUAAUAGAAAUAAGCAUGGAUCAAAUACAUUACCACCAGUAAAGGUUGAAUCCUUUUUUGAAAAAUUAAUGGAGAAUUUCCAAGAUCCAUUAAUUCAUAUUCUUUGUGUGGCUUUGGUAAUUACAGUUAUAUUGUCAUUUGUAGGUUAUGCCGAAUGGUUUGAAGGUGUUGGUAUUGCUUCUGCAGUAUUUUUAGCUACAUUUGUAUCAACCUACAGUGAAUACAAAAAUGAAAAUUCAUUCCAAGAGCUUCAAGAAAAAGCAUCAAGAGUCAAGUGUAAUGUUUUUAGAAAUGGAUCACACAUCUCAGAAAUCUUUGGUUACGAUGUUGUCGUUGGUGAUUUGGUACUUCUUCAACAAGGUGAUAAGAUUCCAGCCGAUGGCCGUUUAGUUGCAGGUGAACUUCAUGUCAACCAAAGCACUUUAAAUGGUGAACCAAAUUUAGAAAAAAAAGUUGUAGCACCAAAGGAUUAUCAACCACAAACUAAAAAUGAUUUCCUUGAUCAUUAUCUUUGCUUCAGAGGCACCGUUGUCGAAGACGGUGAAGGUGUUUUAUUAGUAGACGCUGUUGGUUCAUCUACCCUCUAUGGUGAGCUCGCUAUUGAACUCUCAAAGGCUGAUGAAAGAGAAUCCCCACUCCAAAUUAAACUUUCAAAUUUAGCUGAUGGUAUCAGUACUAUUGGUUAUAUCGGUGCCGGUUUCAUUGUUGUUUCCUUCCUUUUCAAACAAUUCAUUAUGGAUAAUCAUUACAAUUGGGCUGAAAUUUCAACCUAUUGCACAAAUUUCCCAGUAGUUCUUAAAGAUAUUGUUAAUUCAAUUACUCUUGCCAUUAUUAUUAUCGUUGUUGCUGUACCAGAAGGUUUACCAAUGAUGAUUGCCAUUGUAUUAUCAUUAAAUAUGAGAAAGCUCUUAAAAGCUAAAGUUUUGGUUCGUAAAUUAUUAGGUAUUGAAACUGCAGGUAGUUUAGAUAUUCUUUUUGUUGAUAAAACAGGUACUCUUACAAAAGGUAAAUUUAUUCCAAGAACUUUUAUCUCUGGUUCAGCUCAUACAUAUAAAGGUUUUUCACAAAUUCCAAAAGAAUUAAGAGACGUUUUAUCAUUUUCAGUUAGAGAAUCAACUUCUUCAGUUAUUGGUGAAGAUGGCCAAAUUGUUGGUGGUAAUGCAUCAGAUAAAGCUUUAUUACAAUUUUUAGAUAAAGAAUCUUUAUUAGCAGAUUACAAUGUUUCAGUUGAAAAAGAAAUUUUAUUCCAUUCAGAAAGAAAAUAUUCAGCAGCUUUAUUAAAAGUACCACUUAGUGGUGGACCAACCGGUAGAGCUCCAAAUGGUAUUGUUUCAUGUUCACACAAAAUUAACGAAAAAUACAUUGAAAUCACUUGUAUUAAAGGUGCACCAGAAAUUGUUUUAAAUCGUUGCAGUUCACAUUUCAACGAAGAUGGUAAUGUUGAAGCUAUUCCAGAUAGUGUUGGUUUAACCGAUUCAAUCAAUAGACUUUCUGAACAAGGUAUCCGUGUUAUUGCUGUUGCUGUCUCAAGAGAACCAUUAGUCGAAACUGAAACUCUUCCACACUCUCUCAUUUUAGUUGGUAUCGUUGGUGUUUAUGAUGAAAUUAGAGAUGAAUCUCGUCAUUCAAUCCAAUUAGCUCGUGAAGCUGGUAUUCAAGUUGUAAUGAUUACUGGUGACAAGAGAGAAACUGCUAUUGCUGUCGCUCAUCAAAUUGGUCUUAUUUCCCCAGGUGAAGAAAAUCAACCAGGUGUUGUUUUAACCUCAUUUGAACUUCAAAAUAUUAACAAUAGUAAAUUAUCCAAUAUGCUUCCACACUUGCGUGUUGUCUCCCGUGCCCUUCCAUCUGAUAAAGUCCGUUUCGUCAAUGUUGCCCAAUCUCUUCAUAAAGUUGUUGGUAUGACUGGUGAUGGUGUCAAUGAUUCCGCCGCUCUUAAACAUGCCGACGUUGGUUUCGCUAUGGGUAGUGGUUCUGAAGUUUCAAAAGAAGCAGCCGAUAUUGUUAUUUUAGAUGACAACUUUGCUUCCAUCACUCAAGCUGUACUCUAUGGUAGAACUAUUUAUAAAUCUAUUCAAAAGUUCAUUGUUUUCCAAUCUACCAUUAAUGUUGCAUCAACUCUUAUUGUUUUCUUAGGUCCAUUCAUGGGUUUUGAUUUCCCAUUAACUUUAAUUCAAUUAUUAUGGGUCAAUUUAGUUAUGGAUACCCUUGCCGCUUUAGCAUUUGGUGGUGAGCCAGCUCUUCAUCGUUACAUGAAAGAAAGACCAAUCAAGAGAGAUCAAUCCAUUAUCACACCAAGAAUGUGGGGUUCAAUUUUAGGUGCUGGUCCAUUCAUUUCAGCUAUGUCAAUUUUAUUCCUUAUUAAUGACCACAUCGAACAAUACUUUACUCGUGAUGGCGCUCCAUAUCAACCAGCUUUCCUCACUGCUUUCUUUGCCUUCUUUAUUUUCCUUUCUGUCAUCAAUGCCUUCAAUGUACGUACUAGCCGUUUAAAUCUUUUCGAUCAUCUCUUUGAUAACAAGGGCUUUAUUUUUGUUGUAUUUUUCAUUUUCGUAGUUCAAAUCGUAUUCACUUAUAUCGGUGGUAAAGUCCUUAGAACUGUUGCUUUAACAUCAAGCGAAUGGUUAUUGGUUGUAGCUAUGUCAUUCAGCAUUAUACCUUUUGAUUUAAUCAGAAAGGCUUUAUUAAAUUUAUUUCUAUUCAAGAAGAUUAAGAGCAAUAAAUCUGAAUAAAUUUGACAAGUUAGAUAAAAUUGUUUAAAUAAAAGAAUAUUAAAAUUUUUUUUUAAAAUAUAAAAUAUAAAAUUAAA
Dictyostelium purpureum is the source of this 3098-nucleotide messenger RNA. RefSeq names its product P-type ATPase. The coding region runs from base 247 to 3021 and encodes 924 amino acids. The transcript has 3 exons. Gene Ontology annotation, cellular component: membrane; intracellular membrane-bounded organelle. Gene Ontology annotation, molecular function: P-type calcium transporter activity; ATP hydrolysis activity; ATP binding. Gene Ontology annotation, biological process: calcium ion transmembrane transport. Lineage: Eukaryota; Evosea; Eumycetozoa; Dictyosteliales; Dictyosteliaceae. The record is from RefSeq and is a predicted model, not a curated record.